GGCGGCGGGGCGGGCGGAGCGGCUCGGUUCCCCCGGGUUACCGCCCGGUUUACCGGGGCUGAAGGAAACAAUCCUCGGCGGCGGCGACGGUGCCUGCCGGGUGGCGGGGAAAGAGCCACGGGGGUCCGCGCGGCGGUGGGGAGGUGGCGGCGGGGCCGCUCCCGUUCCCUCCGGUUCCCUCCGGUUCCCUCCCGUCCCCUCCGGUUCUCCAGAAGUUACCCGCGGGCCCCGGGGAGAGGCUGGCGGCGUGGUGGUCCCCGGGAGUCCCUCCUGCUUGACGGUGCCUUGUGGUUGAUUCUGUCAGCGGGAGCAAUGGAGAUGCAGUCGUACUACACCAAGCUUUUGGGAGAGCUCAACGAGCAGCGCAAGAGGGACUUCUUCUGCGACUGCAGCAUUAUCGUGGAAGGGAGGAUCUUCAAAGCGCACAAAAACAUUUUGUUCGCCAACAGCGGUUAUUUCCGAGCCCUGCUGAUUCACUACAUCCAGGACAGCGGACGCCACAGCACCGCCUCGCUGGACAUUGUCACCUCGGAGGCCUUCUCCAUCAUCCUAGAUUUCCUUUAUUCCGGGAAGCUAGAUCUCUGUGGGGAAAAUGUUAUUGAGGUGAUGUCUGCGGCUAGCUAUUUGCAGAUGACCGAUGUGGUCAACUUCUGCAAAACGUAUAUAAGGUCAUCGUUAGAUAUUUGCAGGAAAAUAGAGAGAGAAGCUGCUUUCUAUCAGGCUGAUAGCGGGAGCGCUAGUUCUGCGAGAGAGGGCACCUCGUACAGCUCAAAGAGCCAGUGCUCUGCCCCUGUCUCUUCCCUGCAGGAAAAGGAAAGAAUUUCGGAUUGCCAGAGAGAUCCUCCCUGUGGUGAAUGCAGCAGCUGCCAUCCCCUGGAGCUCGUCGUCAGAGACCCCCUCAGCAGCGACUCCCCGGACGACGUUAAUUCUUCGCUGCCCAAGGGGGUGGAACCCAAAGUGGAGUUUGAUUCGGAUGAAGUGGAGGUAGAAGUGGGUGAACGGCUGCCGCAGUACCCGACUCCGUUGUCCCUCGAGCAGAUGGAAGAGGGGCUGCACGGCGGGCAGGCGAUGGACCUGGCCUGCAAUAACUAUCAUAUGAAACAAUUCCUAGAGGCCCUGUUGCGCAACAGCUCAGCUCAGAGAAAAGAUGAUGUGGUUCAUCACUUUGUCCGGGGCUUUGAGGGUAGGCCAGAGGACGCAGGGGUAGCCAUGAGUUCCAUGAUGGACAUUCACAGCGACUGGUAUGGUGAGGACACAGGUGAUGUGUUAGUUGUGCCAAUCAAGCUUCACAAAUGUCCGUUUUGUCCCUACACGGCUAAACAGAAAGGAAUACUAAAACGGCACAUUCGCUCUCACACAGGUGAGAGACCCUACCCCUGUGAGACGUGUGGGAAACGUUUCACUCGGCAGGAACACCUUCGGAGUCACGCUUUAAGUGUGCAUCGAUCAAACAAGCCAAUUAUCUGUAAAGGUUGCAGGAGAACAUUCACAAGUAGCCUGUCUCAAGGAUUACGACGCUUUGGCUUGUGCGACAGCUGCACCUGCGUGACCACUACCCAUGAGGACUCGAUGCCCAUUAACCUCAGCCUAAUGGAACCUUCAUCAGAAGGCCAAGAGAAGGGUGAUGCUGAUAAUGAUUGGCCCAUAUAUGUGGAGUCUGGAGAGGAAAACGAUCCAGCUGAUGAUGAUGAUGCCGAUGGUGAUGACAAGCAGGAAAUCCACAGGAGCUUAUCAGAUCGAGAAACACUUAUGUAGCAGUGAGAGGAGAGUGGGAGCAUUUAAAGUGUUUCCCUGGCAGUGGUCAGUCUGCAACUGGAAACUGCAUGUUUGCCCAAUUAGUGAGACUGUGCUGGUUUUUUAUAUUCCAUUUUUUAAUAGAAUAGUGGGGAGAAUUGGAAUUUUUAAUACUUUUCAGUGCUGUGCACCAGAAAUCUGUGAAGAAUCUUCUGUCUGGGGUUCACAGAGGUUGUACUUGAGCAAUUUCCAGUGGUGUCUCUGCCUCCUAAUUUUGAUUUUGCAGGUGGAACAUCUCUGUUUUGUUUUGAUAACAGGUUUCUUCAAAUAAUGCUGUCAUGGUCCUUAAUCCCUGAUCUGAAAGGGGCACCAUCUUCUCUCUGAAGAUUACAUUAAAAGAAAUGUAGUUCUCAUCCAUUAUCUUGGACUUUUCUAAACUAAGUUGUGAUCCUUCUGUAUUAGGACAGUAUUAUCUAGAUUGUAAACCUUAAGUGUUUGCUUAGACUGGAUUUGACCUGGAAGCCAGGACAGACAAACCAGGAUAACAAAAAUAUGCUCCUGAUGAAAGCAUAGACAGAAUAAACAUAUUUCACGUGUCCUUAAUUGCAGGUAUUUAGAGAACAAACUUCUCUUUCUGUAUUGUUUUUAUUGCAUCUUUCUCUCUGAAGAGCUUGGACUACAGAUCUUCAGAUGUGUCUUUAAUGUCAUUUAGACAUUAGUAGUCUUGGCUUAAGAAAUAUUAAGCAUACAUUAUGGUGUCUAGUGUCCUGGUCUCUCAGUUUAGACUAAGCAAACUGCCCAAUUUUCUUCAGUUUUUUACACUAGAAGUUAAAAGCUGUCAAGCAGGUUACUUGGCAAUUCUGAUUCUGGUAGAUUAAAUAGCCAGAUUCACAGCUGAUGUAGCCGAGGAGCAGUUAAAUAUAAAUAUCUGAGCUAUGCAUAUAAACCAGCUCUGAAUACCCUUUUUGAAGCAAUUGGGUAGGAAAUCUCAGAAAUUUUUACUAGCCUCUUUGUAUGCAAAUCCUUUUCUUUUACUAUAUUUUCUUCUAGUCUUUGGUAAUCCUUCUCAUGGUUUGUGUUGUUGUGUGAACUUAUCCAAGUACUGUUUUGUUGUUUUUUUUUUUUAAAAAAAAAACUUAGCGUGGACCUCAUGUUUCUUUGCUGGGAUAGAUAAAGGUUGGCUUUCAAAGGAGGUGAGAUUUUUUUUUGCCUUUCCAGUAGCAAGUUGAUACAAGCUAUCAAAAAUCAAGCUGGGAAGCUUUAGAAGAAAAUGCACCACCAACAGAAAGCCUGUUUGCCUAUGGGUAACCUACUGUUUCCUAAUGAAGAGACAAAACUGAAAUAUACUGUGAAACAAGACUGUUAAUGCUUCUUUAGUAUAUUGUUCGUAAGUGUUUCAUGAAAAGGCAAAUUGUAUGAGUCUUUCUAGCUGGAGUAAGUGCUAGAUCAGAAGCCUGUAGACAGACAUGGCUGACAAAAAUUGAGCAGUUCCUCCCAUUUAACAAGGCAGCGCUUCUUAAGGUUUUUAGUGUAAAGGCUUUACAUUUGGCAAACAUUAGAUGGAACCUAAAAAACAAAGAGCCCCCUGAUUUAACCAGGGUUUGUUUGGGGUUUUUUUGCAUACCUUUUGUUUUUAUUUUACAUACUGAAAAAGAACAAUUCAGCUUCUCUAUCUGCUUCAUCCUACAGUGAAACAGUAGUCCUAUAGUCGUGUCGCAAUUUACUCAUUGAGAGGUGAUCUGAUAUCACAAAUGGAGUUUAAAGUUCAUUGCCAGAUCAGGUAGGAUGAGGAAAGAAGAAACAAGCUUCUUUUUAAACAAGUCCCUUUACUGUUGAUUCCUGAAAAGAGCAGAAGGUAAAGAGACUUGUUUUGAAAUAGUCUGGUCUAAAUUCUUCAUGAGUGCCACCUUCGCAAGAAGAUACUGGCAUCCCGUGCUACAUUUAUUUUCUGUAACUUAAGUUGCAUAAGCUUUCAGUAGUCCCUAUUCCAGGUCAUCUGUAAAUUUGAGUUUGUAAUAGCUGAACUGUAUCAUAGUGACAUAUAUCAUCAUAGAAAAAUCUCACUGGGACAAGAUCUUUAAAAAAUUCAGGGCUCUAUAGCCCCUAUUUCAGUCAUUGAAAUUAAGACCAUCAAAACUCUUGUAGAUGCCAGAUUUGGAGCUGAGCUCCUUUGAAGAUCCUGCUGCGGUUUUGGGUCCUUAGCACUUUUGAAAAUCUGAGCAAAAUGUCGGCUUGUAAAUCAUGUUGGCAGAUUUGAAAAUGCCACCUCCAGCCUACCAGGGUUAGUCUUUUGGAAUACUACUCUAUUUUUGUUGAGUCCAUCCAACAUCAGAGGGUGGUUUUUUGGUAUCUGCUUAUCUGAUAAAGGAUGGACUUCUGCAUGUGAGAACACCUGAAAAAGAGUCAUGGAUUAUCUGUGUUUGUUGGGAGACGAACUCGCUAAUGCAAGUGGGGUAAGAAUGUAAACAGGGAUCCAAAAUGGUAUUUAGUGACCAGGCAUCCCAAUUUCCGGCCAUUCUAGCGUGAAGAUGCCACCUCAUUGUAAAUAUUGGUAGAAGCCACUAGACGUGGAAUAUCAGCUGGGCAUGGUUCUGGCUAGUGCACCACAAUUAAACCGUCAGAAGAUUUAGCUUCUCACACGGCUGAGCUGUGCUGAGGUGCGGGCUAGCUAACUCUGAAACUGUAAAGUAAUUCAGAGUACAGAAAAUUAACCUCUUGCGAAAGUCUGUUAGUAAGAGCUGCAGGAAUGACUGCAGAGACCUUCAGCAAUUUUACUUCAACCUGCUUUCUUUGGUCUUAGAGAUUGUUCUUGUGUGUCUUGUGCAUAGAGAAUGGAGCUGUGUUAAGGUUUGUGUAACACUGGGUAAGGGGUGCGGGUGGGGGGUACGCCGUUCACAUUCCAGAUUGAAAGUGACCACCAAAAUCGAUGUUUCCUGUUGAUCUGUCAUAUUGUGCUGCUUUGUUUUCAGUGGAGUCCUUCAGCCUUUGUAUUUAGAAGAGGAUGUAGUUUAUCCACAUUCUUGUGACCAGAUGUUCAUGUAAAUCUGUUUGCUGUGCUUUCCAUUUAGUUUUUGGAUGUUUUUCCUGAAAUCUUCCAUUGUAGAUCCAGCCUCUACAAGCUUUGAGAAAAUGAUGCAGCUGUUUUAAAAUAUUCAUAUGGUGCUUAAUGAAGAAUCAAAAAUAAUGUUUUUAGGAAAGUUAUUUCUAAUAUCUCUUUCUCAAAGUUUUUUAAAGGCCACGCAGACUACAUAUCUUAAAGUCUUAGCUCUAUGUAAUUGACUUUGUUUAGGAGUAUACGUUUUAACGUACUUUUGCACAUAAUUGCACUGUAUUUCACUAAAGGAAUACAUGCUGCACUGGUAUUUGUAGCGCAUUUAAUUUCUUGGUGCAAGACCUUGUAAAUCUUCCAAAUGUGGUCAUUUAAUUUACUGAUGUUUUGUAAGGCAGUUUCAUAACUGAAGUCCUUUAGUCUAGUUUAAAUGACAAAUUCUUAUAAACCGAACCUUAUUUGUAGAAGUGACUUAACUAUAUUUGUGGAUCUUGGAGCAUUCUGGAGCUUUUUGAUUGUCUAGAAAAUAAAACUCUCUGAGAGGGUUGCUUUGAUUUUUUACCGUUCAAAAGGUGACUAAGUAAACCUGAGAGUGUCUAGAUUAAGGCUCACAUUUCAAUUUCUGGGAAUUAAAAAUGAAUAUAUCCAUUUCUGGUGGCAGACAGUUUGCAAGCAAGAAUCAGAUUCUUGGUAGGAAAGGACUAAAAGGAUGCUGUCAACUUAAAACCCAGCCAACCUGGUGGGUUUUUUUUUAGAAAAUCUUUUAUGUUAUUGACACUGACUUUGUUACCUUACCAGUUUUUGUAGUUUUAUAAUCAUCUUAACUUUUGAAACUCUUUUUAAACCUUUUCAUUUUUUCAUGCUGGGUGAGAGAAAUCCAUGCAGCUGGGAAGCAGUCACUGAUCCUAGCUAGAAGAAAAUGCUGUCAAAUGCCUACAAUAAAAUGCAUGCAGAUGGGGGGGAACAGACUCCCAAAUAUUCUUUCUAGAUAAUUUUGAAUUAUAUUGGGUAUUUCACAAACAGACUUUUUAAAACCUGCUUUUACAGACUAUGAUAUUUAAAACCUCUAUUUACCUGUUGUUUUAGAAUAUCCUGAAUCAAUGAAGAAUGUAAUAACCCCUUUUUUCUUUUCACUGUUUUCAGUCAAACAGUGAAAUCUGUUCAUUUUUAUUUUAUUGGGAUCUUUAGGUUUAUACAUUUUUGUUUCAGAAGUGCCUGGGAAUUAUUCAUAUUUCAAAACGUCUUUUUUUUUCUUUUUAAAUUAUUAAAACAUUUUCAUUAGUAUUAAAGAUUUUUGGAUCCAACUUAAGUUGACAGUGCCCUUUAACGUGCACAUAAAAAUUGCAUUUCUUCUCUUAAAGGGCACUGUUAACAUGUCAACCAAAUAACUGAAGAGAGUCUGUUUUUUGCCUUUUGUUGGAUUGUUUGAAAUUCAGAUUUUCUACAUGUCUAGAAAUGUUAGUAGCAUGUAUGAGAACAAAAAGGUUGUGAAGUUGUUAAAACCUUGCCAGCGGCUCCAUUUAUACACGUACGUGUGGUGUGCAUGCCCACACAGAGCUGCUUUUAGGUCUGGAGUUAUAGUUAAGAUGUCAUCAUCUCUGCCAUGUAGGUCAGCAGAGCACUUUUACUAAAACACCACCAGUGAGUAUAGCGACUUCUUUGUUUUUUAUUAAAUAGUUAUAGGCAGGUGUCUGAGUACUAGUAAGUUAAAAAAAGAAAGAAAAAAAUCAAACCAAACCAAACACUACCCACCACCCAAAAAAAAAAGUCUCAAAACAACGUGCUGUACACAGCAACUUUAAAUGCCACCCCCAAAUAUCCAAAGACAAUAUACUAGACUUUAAACUUUGGACUGCCAGUCAAGAUACAAAAUAUUUUAACUGUCAAAAUACAUGACUCCACACUUCUUACGUGCUUUUAGCAUAACCAGCUAAGUCUCCAGUCCUAUGAAGGCUUAGACACACAAUUGGUCCCACUGAUCACGAGACUAGUUAUAAGGGUAAAAUUUAAGCACACACUGACAGUUUUGCAGAAUUAGAAGUCAAAUCAGGUCUUAGAAAUUCUUAAAGUUCUUCAGUGGCAAGGCUUAUUUUAAUUUUUAGCUGCUGGCUUCUUUUUGGGUUGGAGGGGAACUAUGUGAACACAAAUUUAAUUUUAGAGCCAAUGGCUGUGCUACUGAUUUUUCAAAUUCUGUCUUGUUGUUUGGUUGUUAGUAACUAAGGUAUGCGAGCUCUGACCCAAACCAGUGUGUGUUACUCAAAAAUAGGAAGCUUGCUUUGAAAUUGUUUCUUCUUGUAGUUGUUUGUGUUUCUAAUACAAGACAGACAUCUUUUGCUGGUAAAUAAUGGCUAUUGAUAGCUAUAACAGCCUUUUCUAGAUCACUAAAGUUUUGAAUACUUCAGUGUUUGGAGACUUGGAGGAUUCUUCUCUCCUCCUGUAGGAAAGUGAAAACUAGAAUACUCACUAAACUAAACAAGAGUUAACACUUUGGGGAGAUGCCCUGAUUUUAGAACCUGCUUAUUUUAGAUACCAUCAUGCAGAUGGAUUUAUGGGUAGAUUCAAGGACCUUCAUAAAUCUCCAAGCCCAUUCCAGGAUCUGUCCAAGUGAAAGCCAGUACAGUAAUAGCACUGUAUUAUUAAACAAGAUGCUAUAUAUUUGUUGAGGAAGAUUUUCACUUUUGAAAACCAAUGUGUGAAUGUUGCCAGUUAAUACAGUAUCUUCAGACAGAUCAGUGGAGUAGUUUAAUCAAAAGUAAAUUGUCCUAAAAUACUAAUUGGUACAAUAGCAUUUUCAUUUGUACCAUCUGAAUCUGAUGUAUGUGAAAUCCAGUUACCCCGGCUUUCUCUGUAUGGCCAUCUUCUUUUAAAUUUUUUACUGUUUUAACUCUUCUUUUGUUGUUUACUGAACUUUUAAACAUAGCAGAUUAUGACUUUUUAAAAAGUGCUCCAGUACAAGCAAAAUAAGGGUACUUAAAAAAAACCACGGACAACUAAGAAGAAACAGUAUCCAAUGUUAAGCAGAUUAUUUUGAUGAGAAAGAGGAGUGCUAGGGAAUGAAAGAAGGGACUGAUAUCCGGUGCUCUGCUUCCACAGGUAUUUGGGAUCAAUAGUUCUAUGUGGGGAAAAAGGUCGCGUAAAGUUCUGAAUCGUGGGUCUUUAUAGUAUUUUAGAAAAGACAGCCUGGCAGCAUUCACAGACAAUUCAGAGUACAAUCCGGGUGGCAGUGUGAACCCAGCAGCCCUUUCCAGAUUUAGUAACUGGAUGUUUUCUGCAGAUCAGUAAUAGAGAAAUUGCACUGAUGUUUUACCACAAGCUGCCAGAUCUGCAAGUGUACCUGACCUGAUGCUGAGGUGUCUGUGAGUGUAUGUGUCAGGCUGGAAGAGAGAAAACCAAACUGAACCAAAGUUGAGAAUUAACGUGCAUCACCACCAUACAGGCAAUUUACCCUUUUUAAGGGGUGGGGAUCAAAUCUUUAAGUGCUUUUUGUAACAUUUUUUCUACAGUGGUGCAUUACUGAAUUUGUCUUUAUUGUAUGUUAAAUUGUGUAUGUACUACAUAUGUUUAUAUUGUUGUAUGUAGUCUGGUUCUUUUAUAGUUAAAGAACAGAAAACAUUAAAUAAAUACUAAUCUCACAGUAA
Messenger RNA from Aquila chrysaetos chrysaetos, 8421 nucleotides. RefSeq names its product zinc finger and BTB domain containing 8B (gene ZBTB8B). The transcript is spliced from 3 exons. Gene Ontology annotation, biological process: regulation of transcription by RNA polymerase II. The coding region runs from base 313 to 1755 and encodes 480 amino acids. Gene Ontology annotation, molecular function: DNA-binding transcription factor activity, RNA polymerase II-specific; protein binding; RNA polymerase II cis-regulatory region sequence-specific DNA binding. Lineage: Eukaryota; Metazoa; Chordata; Aves; Accipitriformes; Accipitridae. The record is from RefSeq and is a predicted model, not a curated record.